GGUCCGUCAGUUCAGUCUUCAGUCCAGUCCAGAGCGCUCAGUGUCUUUUUUGCAUCACAAUUUAUUCUUCAAUAUUAUUUUUGCAAUUUUCAACAUUUUCCAUUCUUGAGUUUUGAAAAUGAAUUUCAUACAGACGAAUAAUCACGUUCUUUACAUAUGGAGCGGAACUAUCAGCGCCGACAUUGAACAGGAAGUGAAUCAACUGAAAACCAUUCCAAACGUUCAGGUGAACGUGGAGAAUGCCGAUCGUGUCCUGCUAGCUGGUUAUGGCCAAUCACAGUUCGAUGUGGUGCUGGCAAACGUUUACUCGGCAAAUGCCGAACUGGCUUCCCAUUUACUUAAGCUGGUGAAACCGAAAGGAAAAGUAGUGUUCAAGGAUGACUCAGCUAAUGCCGAUACUACUCGUUCGAACCUGCUAUUGUCUGGCUUUAUCAACAUAACAUCAGAGAAUGGAAAUGUGAUCGGAGAAAAACCUAACUAUGAGGUGGGAUCAGCGGCAAAGCUCUCGUUGGGAGGUAACAAAGCAAAAGUAGCAGCCGUUUGGAAACUCGAUGUCGAUGAUGAGGAGGAUGAACGCAUCGAUGCCGACGAAUUACUAGACGAGGAAGACAAAAUUAAACCAACGGCAGAAUCAUUGAGAGUAUGCGGAACGACCGGUAAGCGCAAAGCUUGCAAGGACUGCUCUUGUGGCCUGGCUGAAGAGCUAAAUGCUGAAUCGAAGGGAGCUACCGUGCAGACAAGUGAAGCCAAAUCCUCAUGUGGAAGCUGCUACCUAGGAGAUGCGUUCCGUUGCGCUACCUGUCCGUACCUUGGCAUGCCGGCUUUCAAACCAGGAGAGAAAAUUUUGCUGACGGAUACCCAAAUGCGUGCAGAUAUUUAAUGGAAUUUUCAGGUAUUUUGAUAAUAACUACGCUUCGAAGAAUGAUUUUGAUAAACACUUGAGUUUAAUACCUUAUCAAUGUAGCGUUGAUAGAACUGA
This is a messenger RNA of Armigeres subalbatus, 979 nucleotides long. RefSeq names its product anamorsin homolog (gene CIAPIN1). The record is from RefSeq and is a predicted model, not a curated record. Gene Ontology annotation, cellular component: cytoplasm. Lineage: Eukaryota; Metazoa; Arthropoda; Insecta; Diptera; Culicidae. Bases 119 to 880 code for a protein of 253 amino acids. Gene Ontology annotation, molecular function: iron-sulfur cluster binding. The transcript has 5 exons. Gene Ontology annotation, biological process: iron-sulfur cluster assembly.